Molecule: messenger RNA, 2637 nt
Organism: Drosophila miranda
Lineage: Eukaryota; Metazoa; Arthropoda; Insecta; Diptera; Drosophilidae
Product: mitochondrial carrier homolog 2-like
Exons: 2
Coding region: 164-778 (204 amino acids)
Source: RefSeq, a predicted model, not a curated record
GGCUUUGAACCUUUUCCUGGUGAGAUUGUCCGGCUGGGAUUGCUCGGAUCGCGCAGUCUUCUUCCUGGGGCGCAACACCUCAUUGGGUCAUCAGAGCGAUGGAUUCUUCGCCCUCUUUCGGGGUCUCAAGGCGAGCAUCGCGGGAAAUUUUACUUCCUACCUGAUGGAGGCAGCUAUGGCGGCGAUGGGUCUGGAAACUCGCAAACUCACUCAUACGACUGGGACUUCUGUGAAGGAUGUGUCAUGGAACUUGCUAGUCAGAAGCAUCCGAUUGACCUUGAAUCUGGUCGUCACGCAGCCGUUUACUGUAGUCUUGACUCGCCAGAUCGCCCAGUUUAUAGGUUGCGAAAAUGUCUACAAAACUAUGGGCCAAACCAUCUUCAAGAUAUUCACCGAAGAAGGCGUGGCCGGUUUCUACGCCGGCUUUGUGCCCCGCCUGCUGCGCAAUAUAGGCAUCAUGGCAGUCACCACUGUCGCGACGGCUCUCUUCUUCCACUAUGGGCCGCAACACAGCACCAUUCAGGUACUCAACGAGGUAAUAGUCAAUAUUUCGUCCUCGUACGCUCUGCACCCGUUGUCAGUGGUGGGCACCUGUAUGGAUGUUCAAGGGUCCCCCUUGGCUGCUGCAAUGCCGUCUCAAAUGCCGCACUAUGAACACUGGACUAAGUGCUUCUAUGAUAUAUAUCAAGGUAGUGGAUUCUACCACCGUGGGGGCGUUCUUUUCUGGCGUACGGUGCCUGUCAAGGGGCUGCAUGACUUGAUGGGACGCCCGAAAUAAGCACAGAGUUGGCUCAGCCCUUUUUUUCCAGCUAUUUGUUGAACAAAAUAAACAAGAAUUGUAUACUUCAAUUGAUUCUUUGUUACAAUGAUAUUUUCCAUAGAUCCUGUAACUUUUCACACUCCCUUGAUAGCUAAAGGUGGUAUUUCAUUUGACAGGUGCAACAGCGGAUCACUGCUAGCCUUCACGGUAUAUUUAUACCAUCGCGAUGGUAUCGUAAGAGACGAAUAAUAGGAGUACCCGUUUGGUUGCCUGCCAUAGCAACUGAGAUUAUUGUGUAUGCUAUUACUAUUAAUAUUGUCAUACCACUAGUCAGACGAAAACAAUUCAUAGGACGAGACCAUGGCCCGAUACCUAUCGAGGACCGUUCUCUUGGGGGCCCAGUGGAUUGGCAAGGCGUUUGUAUCGAUCAGGAGAUCAAGAAGUGGGAGGCCCAGACCGUAUCGCAGGCCCAGUCAGGACAUGCAUAAAUGAUUGGGGGUCUACUCUUGUUAUGUCAAUUCUGCUUGUUUUGAACAACGUGGGCAAAUUCUAAGCCUCGCACUAAGAAACGAUUCACAAAAGCUUUCCUUUCGCCCAUGUAUUUCCCUAAUGUGAAUUGCUAAGCCCGGUGCUAACAGGUGUCGCAGAACGGAAAUGUACUAGACUGUACAGUAUCAGAGCUGCCGAAAUCAAGCCAUGACAUUCAAAUCCACUCAAGAACACGUUGUCAAAAAAUUGGAUUGCUGUAGUAGGCCAUGCUCGGUUCAAAACCAGUCGUAGUACAAGUAAAAGUAUACGAGCUAUUGAAAAAAUCAAACAAUUCAGUAUCGUUUCGGGCUCCAUAGGGGCAACAUCUCCUAAAAAAACUUAGUUUCGGUUAUAAAAAUAACAAAAUUUUUGUGUUAAAAAUAAAAUUUUUUUGUUGAAACGCAGAGAGAGCUUGUCGAAAAGUUCAAUAUUUUUUAAUAAAUUGUCAUCGGAUGUGCUUGUGUAUGAAUACUUGUUGUUUUGUCGCUGCACCACUAAAAUAACAGCCGGUUUCGAAGACGCGCUGAUUAGAAGUUGUUGCUCUUUUUGCGAAGUUAUCAAUGGAAUGCAGUAGUAUUUUGAUUCUGCAAGUAGCUCAGCUAUUUCUUUGUUAGUUUCGGGUAAUGGGACACUGCCAUCGCGCAAGAAGUUGAGUAUGAUUCCAAAAUGGUUUCCACAGCGAUCUAUUAGUAUCCAACCUUCUGAAUCAGUUAGCACCUCCAUGCGACCACUAAACAUAGCGCUUAGCAUUGUAUCAUUAUGCUUCGUCAGUGUUCCGAUUGUAGUAUAAUAUAAGCGACCACCAACAUUCAGCUUGACAUACUGAGACGAAUGCCCUUUUAACAGCACUUUCUGAUCACCGGACAUGGCUUCAGACUGCUUGGCAUGAAGCACAAAUUGGUGGCUACUUUCUGCAGGUGCCAAAAUCACUUUGUGUUAAAAAUAAAAUUUUCCUAAAAUUGAAAAUGUGAAAAAAACCAGAAGAGCACUUACACAAAUCGGCAGUUAAGGCUAAUGGCAGACAUUCUUAGACGUCGAUAUAUCAGCCAAGACACAUACACGCACAAUGCGACACAACGCGUUGCAACGCUGCUAGGAAAGCCCUGUAAACUGAUGUGACGCUCUCCGUUGGAUGGAACAACAUCUGCUGCUGGAGUUACACAAACAAAAUGUGUUUCUGGCGAGCCCACGACCCUCGGAAGGGUAUAGUUGUGCGGAAAACACACUUGAACACUCUUAUUUCGAUAUUUGAAAUGAUGGCAUCUUCUACUUCUACGAAUCACAAGGCGACAACUCUACUUAAACUGGCGAACAAUCCUCUACUCUGGUACACAGCCAUCCUUGACGGA